AAUGUUUCGCCGGGUUUUCUGCAUUCAGGACGCACAAAAAUAAAUAUCCUCACUUUAGGAGUAAGGCUCUAUUCACAGGAAACCAGUGGCUCUGUAUCAGGUGAAAUAUUACAAGAAAAUGCAACAAUAUCAAAUCCAUUCAUUCCUGAACAGUCAGUUGACACAAUCACUUCAGGAACAGAACUUCUCAAAGAUACUGCUGAAGCCCUUAACUCCUUAGGAGAACCUACUCUAUCAAGUCUAGGGCUAGGAGGAACAUCUCCUAUUGGUCUCGUCCAACAAACWUUAGAACUAGUCCACACAUACUUCRAYCUUCCAUGGGUGUGGUCUAUCGUUGCUGUUACUGUUGGAUUCAGGUUAUUAAUGUUUCCUUUGAUUGUGAAGUCGCAAGCGAAUGCUGCAAGACUUAAUAAUAUUAAGCCUCAGUUAGAAGAGAUUCAAAGUCAAUUGAGAGAACUAAUGAAUACUAAAGAUGCCGUUGGUAAGGCCACUGCGACUCUAGUCAAACUUUUGGUGAAAUUUUAUUUCAAUUGACAAGAUGAUUGUUAAUUAAUACCACACCAUGUUGUAUUUCAGAGUAUUGUCGCACCCUUGAUACAACUACCUCUGUUUGUUUCCUUCUUUAUUGGUUUACGGCGGAUGGCUAACUUACCUGUUGAGUCCCUACAGACUGGAGGAAUAUGGUGGUUUAUGGAUCUCACUACUUAUGACCCUUACUUUGUUCUUCCUAUUCUAUGUAGCUUUACCAUGCUGGCAUCAAUAGAGCUUGGUGGUGAAGCUGGAGUGAGUAAUCCACAGAUGCAGAGCAUGAAGGCAUUCUUCAGAGUGAUGUGUAUCAUUAUGAUACCACUAACAGCUCAGUUCCCUACUGCUAUCUUCACAUACUGGAUUACUUCCAAUAUAUUUUCUCUUGGACAAGUAUCUUUGUUGAGGAUUAAAGCUGUCAGGGAGUAUUUUGGUAUUCCUGACAUGAAAAUGCACACCGAACUUACGCCUCAGGGUGGAUUCUGGGAAAAUAUGAAAGCAGGUAUCUUACUUUAGAUUUUUUGUUCUUAUUGCUGGCUUUUACUUGAUAUGUGGGUUCCAGUUCUCCCAUCUGUCCAUUCCCCAUUC
This is a messenger RNA of Actinia tenebrosa (Australian red waratah sea anemone), 1113 nucleotides long. RefSeq names its product mitochondrial inner membrane protein OXA1L-like. Gene Ontology annotation, biological process: protein insertion into mitochondrial inner membrane from matrix. Lineage: Eukaryota; Metazoa; Cnidaria; Anthozoa; Actiniaria; Actiniidae. Gene Ontology annotation, cellular component: mitochondrial inner membrane. Gene Ontology annotation, molecular function: membrane insertase activity. The record is from RefSeq and is a predicted model, not a curated record.